Pteronotus mesoamericanus is the source of this 216-nucleotide messenger RNA. Its product is annotated as small proline-rich protein 2E. Gene Ontology annotation, cellular component: cornified envelope. Lineage: Eukaryota; Metazoa; Chordata; Mammalia; Chiroptera; Mormoopidae. The coding region runs from base 1 to 216 and encodes 71 amino acids. The record is from RefSeq and is a predicted model, not a curated record. The transcript has 2 exons.
AUGUCUUACCAGCAGCAGCAGUGCAAGCAGCCCUGUCAGCCACCUCCUGUGUGCCCACCUAAGUGCCCUGAGCCUUGCCCGCCACCAAAGUGCCUUGAGCCUUGUCCCCCACCUAAGUGCCCUGAGCCGUGCCCACCUCAACUAUGCCAGCAGAAGUGCCCUCCUGUUCAACUGUGCCCACCCUGCCAGCAGAAGUGUCCACCCAAGAGCAAGUAA